AUGUCCGCCGAUAAACAAAACAAAGCAGCAGUCACAAAUCAAACGGUUCCAGUUAUAAACGAUUUCGAUGAAAGGCAUCGAAAGCAAGGAAUCGAUGCAGCAAGAGUACUUGCUUCUCAGUACAGGAGUAGAAUCACGGAGAACAAGGAAGCAAACCAGAGACAGGCAGCACGAGAGCUCAGCAGAUAUGUACGGAGUGAGCUUAAAGACGAACCUAACACCUUCAGUGAAGCAUUUCUGAACGCCAUUGACGGCCGGACAGACGGUGCAUCUCAGAGUGCUGUAUAUAACUGUGUAAAAUCCGGCAAUGUUGAUCAGAAGAAAGCAGGAAUCUAUCUUAUUGUGUGUCUUGCUGAAACACAUGCUGGAAAUGUGAUUCGAUAUGCCAACUAUUUGCUGAAGAUGUUGAAUAGUGGAGGAAUGGAUGAAGAAGCAGUGAAACUAGCAUCUAAGGCAUUGGCUUUCUUGAUUGCGACAUGCAAAUCCUACGCAGCAGAGUUAGUUGAUCGGUGUCUAGAUCAUUGUCAAGAAUGGCUUCUGACCACACCAAAUGUUCCUCAGACUCCAAAAGCACAUAAUACGCUUGAGUUAGAUGAGACACGACGUCUUGCUGCUGCUCAUCUGUCCCGAGAACUCGCAUUGGCUACUCCAACUGCGUUCUUUCUUCGUGUCAAUCUUUUUUUCAAAUACAUUUUCAACGCAGUCAGAGACAAAAAGCCAUCUGUUCGGAUUGCAGCGAUUGAUGCAUUACAUGUUGUCUUAACAAUUGUAUCACAAAGAGAGGCUAAGAACAAGACAGAAUGGUUCAAAGAAUGUUUUCGUGAAGCUCUCACUUAUCAAUCGAACCAAUCAUCUGCCGAUGCUAACGAUCGAUGGCAUUCCACUGCUCUAAUUCUCAACGAGCUACUUCGAAUUUCGGAUUCGAGAUUCGAAUUGAUUCGAUGUGAAUCUUCUCAAUUCAUCAAAAUGAAGUUUCUUAAGGAAGAUGAAGAGGAUGGAGUCGAGUGGCUUGUUCUGUCGAAACAGCCAGUCAUUGUGGAGAGUGUCACAUCUCGUAAAUUAGUUGUGGAGAACUUCUCAAAGAUCCUUGAAUGUGUUCGACAAAUGAUUCCUAUCGUCAACAGAAGCCAGAAGAACUCAGCAUAUCUCAACACUGUCCUCAUGCAGCUUCUUCCAAGAAUUUGCGCAUUCCCACAGUGUGAUCGAGCCUUUCAAACUGUCGCAUUUGACACAUCAUACAAUGUUCUUCAAAAGAAUGCCAUUGCUGCUCCAGCUCUCGGAAUGAUGAUGUUGUCGAAUCCAGAUGUACAUUCAUCACAAAUCGAAAAAACCAUCAACUUCAUUUCGGGAGUAAUCAAAAAGACAACAAACUCGGAUUUCCUAGACAGUUACUUUACGUUCCUAUUCCUCUUCGUCGAUGCGUAUCACGAAAAAGUGACCGUUCAGAUUAAAACAAUAAUCCCACAACUGAUGGAUAUCACACUCUCUCGAUCAUUGGCCAACGUUCUCAAAAUGAUUAUGAUGAGGAUUCCGAAACUCCGAUUGAACGUCCAAGACGGUGUGAUGGCAUCAGUCUACCUGACACUCACAGGAUGCAUCAUUCCACCGAAAUCAGAGCCAACUGGACGCCCUCCCUGUCCUAAAGCAAUUCUUCAGAAAGCGGAAAAUGAUCCGAAGGAAUUGCAACGUAUCGUUCUUGCUGUCGAUGUACUCGGAGAGUUCUAUUUCUCAAGAGGAGCGUUACAGAGAAUCAUGCAAUAUGUUGCUGAUUAUUAUCUGACAGCGGAUAAUGUGGAAAUUCGUCUUGCCGCAGUAUCAUCAUGUUGUGAAAUGGUGGUUCCGUUUGUUGGAGUUUACAAAAAAGUAACGACCGACAAGAGGAACAGUCUACUUCAAACGAUCUAUGGAGUUCUUCGUGCUGUAUGUUCAGUUAUUGUUAACGAUCCAGACGUUCGUGUUAGAAUGCAAGUAAUCAGCUGUUUCGGUCAAAUGCCACGCCCAUUUCUUGCUCAUUUGGCUCAACCAGAAAUGCUCGAAGUUCAGUUCAUGGCACUUCACGAUGAGAAGCUUGAAAUGCAACAAGCAUGUGUAACACUUCUUGGUCGCCUCGCAGAACUCAAUCCAGCUCUAGUUCUUCCCCGUCUUCGAUUGAUGCUUUUAGAGACAUUGAGUCAGAUGAUGCAAAGUGGCCAAGCUCGAUUGGAACAACAUUCAGCCAAAAUGAUUGCACAGUUGGCUAAACAAAGUCCAAAGUUUAUGAGACCUUACGUUGGAUCAUUAAUGAUUGCCAUGAUUCCCAAAAUGAGAAAUGAUCAAAAGUAUGCUGAAGUGACAGCUCAAGUUCUCAAUGCCAUCAGUGAGAUUUCUGUUAUUGGUGGAGCUGAAAUUGUGAAGAAUUUGAAACCUUUGUUCGAGAAACUGACACAUAUGAUCAACGAUUCGAGUAGUCUUCACAAAAGAGAGGCCGCUCUUCGUGCAAUUGGUGGAAUAUGUCGAUCCACAGCUUAUGUCGUUGACCCUUAUCGCGACUAUCCAACCCUUUUAGACGAUCUCCUUCGAAUUUUGAAAACAGUGAUGUCGAAUACAAUGCGUCGGGAAGCUAUCAAAACGCUUGGAAUCCUUGGAGCGAUUGAUCCAUAUACUCAUAAAGUGUUCACUGGUUCAGUGCAAAGUUCGACUGCAAGGACUACCGCUUUGUCUCUUCCAAUUACUGAAACGGAUUCGAAAGAUCCACGACAAGACAUCAUUCAUUGGUUCAACUAUGAGAAAUGUACAUUAGAAGAGUUUUAUCCAGCAAUCACGAUUGCCAAUUUGAUGUUGAUGAUGCAAGAUGAAGAUUCUCAAAGUUAUGCGGAAAUCGCCCAAGCAAUUGUCACCAUCUUCCGAAGUUUGGGUGAUAUGGCUCCGUUAUAUACAGAACAAGUCGUUCCAAGACUCAUAGAAGUUUGUCGUCGAGCAACAGAAUCAUCGAAUCGUGCCAAUUUAAGAGAGUUCUUCCUUCAACAAUUGGCAAUUUUUGUGGCUAUAAUUAAGAAACAUGCAGCGCCAUACAUGCCAGCAAUUUUCACAAUUAUUGCGGAUGCCUGGAAGGAAGAUAUAUCAGUGAAGAUGGUUGUUAUUCAAGUGCUCACAGAAAUGGGAACAGCUAUUGGAAAUGAUUUUAGCAAGUAUACUGGAGAGCUGAUACCAUAUCUUCUGACUGUUCUUCAAACAGAUAAAACGAAAGAACGAGUUUUAACUGUGAAAGUGAUGGAAUCAAUCCGACCUCUUACGUACUGCAUUGUUCAACAUCUCCAUCUUGUUCUUCCGCCACUUCUAAUCAUUCUUGAUGAUGUUUCUCUGAAAUUAUCUAUCCGACAAACUGCACUUGAUACAGUACUCCAUAUGACACAACAAGUUGAUGUAUCUGCUUAUGCUCCACGGAUGAUGCAAAGUUGGCAUCACAAUAUCUCAACUGCUGAAAUGAGAGAUAAAUUGAUCCUUCUGCUUAUUGAAAUCAUUAAACAACUUGGAAAAUUCUUCGAUAUUUUCAAGCGAGGCGUUGAUCAAAAGUUACGAGAUUUUAAUCUGGACAAAAGUGUUCACUACGAACAAUAUAGAAAACUGGCUCAACGAGCACAGAUGUCUCGCGAUGUCAUAACAUCAUCUGUUUUUGCUGGUUCGAAUGGAAAUCUCCAAUCAGCACAGGCUGCGAUACGUGGACAAGCCAGUAAUGUUUAUCUGAAUAAUGAUUUACAUGAGAGACUGAUGAAUGGAUCAAUUGAUUCGGGAGCUAGUCGACAGGAUAACAGAGAUGAUUACUACCGAUAUGGACUAGAAGAGAAAAAAGAGGUUCCAAAAGUAGCUCCAACAACUGCUCGACCAACAAGUGAACUCGUAACUGUCCAGAUUUCGAAGCAACGACUGAAUAAAGAUCUUCUGAUUUCCCAGUGGAGAAAUGAGCAUUUGACAUCAAAGGACGAAUGGUUGCAGUGGCUGAUGAAGAUUCGGAUAGGAUUUCUGAAGAGUGGAAGUUCUCCAUCUCUCCGUGCUGCUUCUUCUCUUGGGGAUCAACAUCCACAUUUAGCUCGUGACUUGUUCCCUGCUGCAUUCAUGUCCGUCUGGACAGAACUUGAUUCAGAAGUACAAAAAGAUCUUACUUCUUGUCUGCUGCGCGCUAUCAGUACAGGAAUUCCCGAACUAAUUCAGACUAUUUUGAAUCUUGCUGAGUUCAUGGAUCACUCUGAAAAAGGACCACUUCCAAUCACUCACGACGUUCUCGGAAUGUGGGCGGAGCAAACCAAAGCUUUCGCAAAGGCAUGUAGAUACAAAGAGAUGAGUGUGCUCAAAAAUUCGGAGCCAGCAAUGACUACAUUCGGAAGGAAAAUCAAACUGCAGCCAAACGAUUGUCAGAGUCUUAUCACAUAUGCAAAUAAGUUAAACGUGCAAGAAGAAGCGGCUGGUGUUGUUCGGUAUGCUGAGAGAAAUGAAAUGAAUUUCCAAAUGAGAGGUCGUUGGUACGAGAAGCUGAACGAGUGGGAAAAGGCUCUUGAUGCUUAUGAACUCGAAGAGAAACAAAAACAUUCUACUGCGAACCUCCAGAAUUUCCAUAAAGACGAAGAGUUAACACCAGAGAAAGCUGCAGCUGCCGAAGAGGCGAGAAUGCACGAAAUGAGAUGUUUAGAAGCAUUGGCACGAUGGGAUGAAUUAAAUCAUAAGUCGGAAGUUUGGGCAGAUCAAAGAACGAAACGAAACGAUUCGAUAAGGGAUGAAAUCAAUAAGAAGCAGUUGGAUCAUAAAAUGGCGGUUAUUGCUGCACGAGGAGCUUGGGCCGUUGACAACUGGGAGCGUAUGGCAGAUUAUGUAUCGGUGAUAUCUGAAAACACACAAGAUGGCGCCAUGCUAAGAGCAGUUGUUGCUGUGCACAAUGACGAAAAUAUGAAAGCAAUGGGAUUGAUUGAAAAAGUUCGUGAGAUGAUCGACAGUGAACUGACAGCAAUGGCGAAUGAAAGCUACGAGAGAGCUUAUAUUCCAAUGGUAUCUGUGCAGCAAAUGGCAGAACUGGAGGAAGCUAUCGAGUAUAAGACACGCCCAGAACGUCGUCCGAGAAUCGCACUUCUCUGGAGUCGACGUCUUCAAGGAUGUCGCCAAAACGUCGAACAAUGGCAGCGACUUAUUAUGCUUCGUGGUCUCGUUCUUUCUCCACAGGAGAUGCAUCCGCUUCGUGUUAAAUUCUCAUCAAUGUGCCGUAAACAAGGAAAACAUUCAAUGUCAAGAGCAGUACUUCGUGAUCUUCUCUCGCUACCGGCUGAUACUGAUUUGAUGUGUGCCAAGGCUCCAUAUGACAAGCCUCUUCUUGUUUUGGCUCUUGCAAAGCAACUUUAUAACGAUGAGCAGAAGGAUGCAGCUAUUCGCGCACUUGAAGAAUUGGCAAACCACUGGAACAAACGAGUCAAUCCAAUUCCACUCCCAACUGGUAAGGAAAUGGUACCUCCUUCGACGAAAGAACCGGCUAGAAUUUGCGCAAAAGUUUUGUUAAAACUUGGUGAAUGGACUGAGUUGAAGGCAAAGAAUUUGAGUGUAACGCCUACUGGAGAAUUGUCAUUCGUUCGUCAACAAGUUUCACCACAAUACAGAACAAAAGAUCAUCGAACACCUGAAACUAUUGCAUUUGAUAAUACCAUCAACUAUUACAAGCAAGCUGCGAGAUACGAUCCGGAUUGGCAUAAAGUCUGGCAUAAACUUGCAUCCACUCAUUUCUAUGCCGUCUGUAGAGAACGACAACAAACGAGAAUCGUCCAACAACGCGAUAACACGCCGAGUGCAAAGAGAUCUCAAAAGAGAGAUCCAAUUAUCAAAGCAGCUUCACCUCCACCGCCUCCUCCUCUACCGUCUCAAAAGUCACCACAACCUGCAGCAUUCCAUUCAACAAAUGGAGAAACUCUUUCUGAUUGUCCUGUUCCUCCACCACUUGGAUCACUUAUCGGUCUUGGACCAAUGCCUUCUCACCUUCUCUCAUCUGCAUCACCAUCUCAAUCACAACAAUUCCAUCACGCAUCUCCUUUGACUUUCUCACCUGGAAACUCCGCUUAUUUGGAACAUGCAGCGGAUGCUAUCAAGUGCUUCGCUAAAGCUCUCACGUCUUCUCCUGGUUCACGUCUUGAAGACACACUUCGAAUGAUGCAGUUGUGGUUUGAAUUCGGAGAGAACGAUGGUGUUUACACGGCACUUAAUGACUCUGUCUUUGAUCUUCCUAUUACCACUUGGCUCGAAGCCGUUCCCCAAUUAAUGGCUCGUCUCGAUUCUUCACAAGAAAAUCGAAGUGUUUCGUUGGUGCUUCGUGUACUUACCGAAAUUUCAAAACACCACCCACACGCUAUCAUCUAUGCGUUGACGGUUGCAUCAAGAAGUUCCGAUGAGCAUCGUAGUAAGAAUGCACACUUCGUAUUGAUUAAAAUGAUGGAAUAUCAUUCGAAAUUAGUUCAUGAGGCAAGAUUAGUCACCGAAGAACUUGUAAGAUGUGCUAUUCUAUGGCAUGAGCAAUGGCACGAUGCCCUCGAUGAUGCGAGUCGUGUAUACUUCCACGACAACAACGUAGCAGCAAUGUUCGACGCUUUGAGAAAUAUGAAUGAAAUGAUGCAAAAAGGAGCACCAACGACGAUGAAAGAGCACAGUUUCCAACAGACAUACAGUACAGAUCUCAAGGAAGCCGGACAAUAUGUGCAAGCAUUCGAGAGCAGUGGGAAUGUGAAGGAUCUCAAUCAAGCAUGGGAAAUCUAUUGCUCGGUGUUCAAAAAGCUCCGUGAUCAACUUGCCACUUUGAACUCGUUAGAUUUAGUUUAUGUCUCUCCCAAUUUGGUCAGUGCGAAAGAUCUCGAACUUGUAGUUCCUGGAACAUAUGAUCCAUUUGCGCCGAUUGUUUCAAUUCAGAGUUUCAGCUCGAAGAUGAGUGUUAUUACAAGUAAACAACGUCCACGUAAGAUGGUGAUCCGUGGUUCCAAUGGACUCGACUAUCAGUUCUUACUCAAAGGACAUGAGGAUCCACGUCAAGAUGAGCGAGUAAUGCAAUUGUUUGGUUUGGUUAACACACUUCUCGCUAAUAAUGGGGAAACUUGCCGAAGAAAUUUGACUAUUCAGCGUUAUUCGAUUGUUGCCUUGAGUAAAGAUUCUGGAUUGAUUGGUUGGGUUCCGAAUUGUGACACACUUCACACUCUUGUCAAAGAAUAUCGUGAGAAGAAAGCGAAGAUUCCACUUUCCAUAGAGCAUAAAACGCUUCAAAAACUGUCUGCUGAUACAGAACAUUUAACAGCAAUGCAGAAGCUUCAAUUAUUCGAAAAUGCUUUAAGUGUGACAACAGGAGAAGAUCUUCGACAAGUCUUAUGGUUGAAGAGUCCAAGUUCUGAAGUUUGGUUUGAUAGAAGAACCAAUUACACGAGAUCCGUGGCUUGUAUGUCGAUGGUUGGAUAUAUUUUGGGUCUUGGAGAUAGACAUCCUUCCAACCUUAUGCUCGAUCGUUUAACCGGAAAAAUUGUGCACAUCGAUUUCGGAGACUGUUUCGAAGUGGCAAUGCUCCGUGAGAAGUUCCCAGAAAGAGUGCCGUUCCGUUUGACCAGAAUGCUCAUUAAUGCAAUGGAAGUUACUGGACUCGAUGGAGUUUACAACUACACAGCUGAAAGAGUUCUCAAGAUGUUACGAACAAAUCAAGAAUCACUCUUAGCUGUUUUGGAAGCAUUUGUAUAUGAUCCAGUUAUCAAUUGGCGUCUUGUUGAAGGAAUGAAGAAAGAUCCGAAGACGAAGAAAGAAACGACAGUACGAGGAGGCACGAUUCUACCGUCUACAAGCACAACUGAUUCGAUCAUGGACACGAUUAAAAGAAAGCUAGAAGGAACCGAAUUCAGCCAUAUCGAUGGAUCAAAUCCAAAUGAAGCUGUUUCAGUUAGCGAACAAGUCGCAUUGCUCACGGAACAAGCAACUUCCUCUAUUAAUUUGUGUCAAAGUUAUAUUGGAUGGUGUCCAUUUUGGUAG
Molecule: messenger RNA, 8004 nt
Organism: Caenorhabditis remanei
Lineage: Eukaryota; Metazoa; Nematoda; Chromadorea; Rhabditida; Rhabditidae
Exons: 30
Coding region: 1-8004 (2667 amino acids)
Biological process (GO): TOR signaling; negative regulation of macroautophagy; protein phosphorylation
Cellular component (GO): TORC2 complex; TORC1 complex; nucleus
Molecular function (GO): protein serine/threonine kinase activity; protein-containing complex binding; protein binding
Source: RefSeq, a predicted model, not a curated record